AUGAGUCUUCAAAUGUCAUUGGUGUUCUGCACCAUGGUUGGUCAAAUGAUUAUCCUUUUCAUUCUUGUUUUACCAUUACCACAAAUGAUUCGUCAAAAAAUUGUUGAUUUAACUUUUGUAAUUCAAAGAUCACAAAAUUUCAAAGUUCUUGUUGUAUUUUCAAUCGUAUUAAUGGGAUUACAAUUCAUGGAUUGUAUAAAUAGAUUACAUAGAUAUUCUGGACGUUCAGAUGAUCCAUUGCUUCAAAGUGGCAAUCUUAUAAAACAUUCCAUGACUUUGAAUUAUGAUCAAUUGGCAAGUAAAUUCUAUGCCCAAAGAAACCUUUAUUUAAGUGGAGCUAUUUUAUAUUUACAAAUGGCUAUUGCUACUGUUAUCACUAUUGUUAGAAAGUUGGUUCAGAAGGAAGCUGAAUAUAGAAAAUUGGUUCUCAAUUCUGCAUCAACUGAAGAAGAUGAUAAAGAAAUCACUGAAUUGAAACAUUUGAUUGAAGUUAAACAAUUGGAUAUCGAUACUUUAAAGAAACAAAUUAAAGGAUUACAAAGUGCUUAUGAUAGUUUAUCUCCCGAACCUAACACUACGAAUAAAAAGUCUGAUUAA
This is a messenger RNA of Hemisphaericaspora subhashii, 597 nucleotides long. RefSeq lists its product as uncharacterized. The transcript has a single exon. Gene Ontology annotation, cellular component: endoplasmic reticulum membrane; endoplasmic reticulum. NCBI's taxonomy places the organism in Eukaryota, Fungi, Ascomycota, Pichiomycetes, Serinales, Debaryomycetaceae. Bases 1 to 597 code for a protein of 198 amino acids. The record is from RefSeq and is a predicted model, not a curated record. Gene Ontology annotation, biological process: endoplasmic reticulum to Golgi vesicle-mediated transport; intracellular protein transport.